Molecule: messenger RNA, 261 nt
Organism: Coprinopsis cinerea okayama7#130
Lineage: Eukaryota; Fungi; Basidiomycota; Agaricomycetes; Agaricales; Psathyrellaceae
Exons: 2
Coding region: 1-261 (86 amino acids)
Source: RefSeq, a predicted model, not a curated record
AUGACCGCGAAUUAUCUUUCGGUCAGAGGUACCGCCUUUAUGAAAGAGAACACUUGGGCAGGCCAACUCUUGCGCAGCUCAGGACAAGGCAGGAUGCCAUCGCGAAAGCCAAGCCAGAGCCGACUAGAGCCGGAUGCCGGCGAUCAGGUCAGGAUCAGAGCAGGAUGGGAGCUGGCUAGCGCAGCCUGCCCAAUGCUGACUCCACGACUGAGUUCGCUCCCGCCGCCUGCUUUGACAUCCUCUGAAACGGCUCAGGCCUGA